UUUUCCCUACCUAUUUGUGACUCUUAUAACCCUCUCAAGUAAAAACGUCGCCAUAAAAUUUAAUGUUAUGUCACAGACAGCAAUAUUUUAUUUUACAGCGGAGAUUGCAAUCUAUAAUCACGAUCCACUCGAUUCACGAUCCACGACCAUUAAUGAUAACCGUGCAAUUAUCUCCCAGCCGAGUCUGCAAAAUGUGUGAAAGCAUCUGCCCACUGAGAAAAACGUCAAAGGCCUCCCGAUUUUUCCGUCUUGUCCCUUUCACACUUUCCUCUUCUCCCUCGUCGUCAGAUCGUUUCAUAGAUAACUCGCGGAGAAGACGAGAACAUUUUUCUCGCUUAUUACGUCACCACUGUAUGCUCGGAGGAUUCGCUCCUGCCAUCAUUCAGUCGCGCGAACUCGAAGCCGCAGGGAUCUUCGCAGGAUGUCGUCCUUCAUGUUGCAGAGGAGAUGGUGCGAUCUUCUGUGUCUGCUGUGCUAUCUGGUCGCGCAACAUCGUGCCGUCGCGGAUGAUAUCAGGCCUUACGAGUUCUCCUUCAACAUUGUCGAUUUUCAGCAUAGAUUUGAGAAGAAAGACGCCGAGGGACUCAUUACCGGGGAAUAUGGCUUUAUCACAGCCGAUGGUGUCUACCACGAGACUGGAUAUAAGACCGACAAAAAUGGGGAUUUUAUUAUCACAAAACAAAGGAACCGAAAAAUAACGAGUCUGAAGGACGCGCAAGAGAUAUUCAAGGAUAGACCGGAAGCAGCGAAGAAAUUAAUCGAAGCCAUAAUGAAGGCCUGCAGCGACUGUAAAAUACCAAUAAAGCAAGAAAACAAUCGACCAAAACCUGUGAAGACAGUCACGGAAUCACCGCUGCAGAAGAAGAUGGAGCCGAUAUUGAAGCGGAUGAUGAAGAUAUUAACAGUCAAUACGUCUAUUAAGAGUUUCUCAGAGGAGAAAAAUAAGUUUAUCAAAAAGGAGGACAUCACGAAAAGUAUGGUGCGAGCUGCGAAAAAAUUGCUAUCCGAAGAAGAUAAACUCACCGUGAAUGAUCGAGUCCUGGAGAAAAUGGCAGACGAUCUGUAUUAUCAGUUCAACUAUACGAUAACGUCGCACGGCCAUCACGAGGACGGCUAUCGCAGCGGAAGGAAGAACGGUAGCUAUCGGUCUCCAAAUAAAAAUGGUAUCGACACACAAGUGAGGUAUCUGUCAAAUGAAUUCGGGCAUCAGCCCAACAUCACGUUCGUUCCGCAGACGUACGUGGCUGAUGAGAAACACGGUCUCAAAGGAUACUCGUUUCGUUGGUAUUGGUCGUAAAUUCGCAACUUUAUAUAAACUUUAUAACGCGAUUUUACUUUAAUCAAGAUUUAUUACUUAUAAAUAUGCUAACAUUUAUUUAAAUAGUAUGAGCCACGUCUAGAAAUGCAUAAGUUUCCAUUUUUGAGGUUUAUCAUUACUUGAGACAAAAAUUUA
Messenger RNA from Acromyrmex echinatior (Panamanian leafcutter ant), 1453 nucleotides. RefSeq names its product lethal (3) malignant blood neoplasm. Gene Ontology annotation, cellular component: chitin-based extracellular matrix. Lineage: Eukaryota; Metazoa; Arthropoda; Insecta; Hymenoptera; Formicidae. The record is from RefSeq and is a predicted model, not a curated record. Gene Ontology annotation, molecular function: structural constituent of chitin-based larval cuticle.